UCGCCCCCUUCCGCCGCCGCGCAGCCGUGGCCGGUGGCCCGUGACCGUGAGCACGUGACGGAGCUGACGUUUGGAACCAUUCACAUCGAACGUGGGCCACAUGGGCCCUGCUCAAUCGGGCCCAACCACCACUCCAGGCCGCUGAUCUGUCAACGCCUCUCGCAUUCAACCCACACACUGACACACCAACCGUUGGUGCGGUGCCUAGAGGUGAAUGAAGACGUGCAUCCUGCGGCAACCGCACUUCCAUCUCCCUCGCCUAGGCCACACCCCGAGCCCCGACCCACCAUGGCCGACUCCGGCGCCAGCGACGACGAGGUCCUCUUCGAGAUGGCGCAGUUCAUUCGCGUCUACAAGAGCGGCCGCGUGGAGCGCUACUUCGGCUCCGACCCCGUCCCGGCCUCCACGGACGCCGCCACGGGCGUCGCCUCCAAGGACCGCGCCAUCUCCCCCGACGUCGCCGUCCGCCUCUACCUCCCGCCGGCAGCUAAAGAAACCGAAGACGACGGUGGGAGCAGGACGAAGCUCCCAAUCCUCGUGUACUUCCACGGCGGCGGCUUCUGCCUCCAUACCGCCUUCAAUUUCGUCUUCCACGCGUACCUCACCUCCCUUGCCGCGCGGACCCGCGCCAUCGUCGUCUCCGUCGAAUACCGCCUGGCCCCAGAGCACCCGCUCCCCGCCGCCUACGACGACUCUUGGCAGGCGCUGCGCUGGGUGGCCUCCCACGCCGCCGGAUCCGGCGGCGAGGAGCCCUGGCUCGCCGACCACGGCGACUUCUCCCGCCUGAGCGUCGGCGGCGAGAGCGCCGGCGCCAACGUCGCGCACCACAUGGCGAUGCGCGCCGGCACCGAGUCCCUCCCGCACGGCGCCCGAAUCAGCAGCGCCGUCAUCGUCCACCCUUACUUCCUGGGCGCCGGCAGGGUGGCGUCGGAGGAGACCGACCCCGCGAUGGCGCAGAGCGUGGCGACCAUGUGGUGCGUGGUGUGCCCGGGCACCACGGGCGUGGAUGACCCCUGGGUCAACCCGCUGGCGGCCGGCGCGCCGGGGCUGCAGGGGCUCGCGUGCGCGCGCGUGCUCGUGUGCCUCGCGGAGAAGGACGUGGUCCGCGACCGCGGCCGCGCGUACGCCGAGGGGCUCGGGGCCAGCGGGUGGGCCGGGGAGGUGGAGGUGCUGGAGGUGGCCGGGCAGGGCCACUGCUUCCACCUCGUCGACUUCGCGUGCGCCGGCGCCGUCGCGCAGGAUGACGCCAUUGCCAGAUUUGUUAACCUGUAAAUCAUCAUGGGUCAGCAGUUGCAUCCUCAAUGAUUCGCGGCGAAUAUGCCUGAAAACCUGCGGGCGAAUUCGCUGUUGUUGUUUGCUCAUACGGAUUUUUUUUUCUUUCGAAACUUUGAUUGUUGCUGAUACAUUCGCGGAGAAUUUUCGGCCGCUUCUAUUUCUGAACAUUUGAUGAACCAAACUUGAUCAAGAACUUUUCUGUGUUCUGACCAAAACGAGGCACAAGAUUGCAACAA
Panicum hallii is the source of this 1511-nucleotide messenger RNA. Its product is annotated as 2-hydroxyisoflavanone dehydratase-like. The transcript has a single exon. Bases 289 to 1272 code for a protein of 327 amino acids. Gene Ontology annotation, molecular function: hydrolase activity. NCBI's taxonomy places the organism in Eukaryota, Viridiplantae, Streptophyta, Magnoliopsida, Poales, Poaceae. The record is from RefSeq and is a predicted model, not a curated record.